This is a messenger RNA of Balaenoptera ricei (Rice's whale), 3138 nucleotides long. It is a transcript of the gene DRC3, whose product is annotated as dynein regulatory complex subunit 3. The coding region runs from base 1491 to 3059 and encodes 522 amino acids. The transcript has 14 exons. Gene Ontology annotation, molecular function: protein binding. The record is from RefSeq and is a predicted model, not a curated record. Lineage: Eukaryota; Metazoa; Chordata; Mammalia; Artiodactyla; Balaenopteridae.
CCUCGGGCUUUCCUCGCCCGGGACGCUGGUCAUCCCGGGCGCCCAGAGCCCCCCAUAGGAUUAGGACUGCCGAGUAACCCUCUAUCUGCCACCGAAGGGUUCACCGCUGGCAGACGCAAGAGCGCAGGGAAGUGACAGUCACCGUGCAGACAGGAGGACCACGGACAUCAAGACCCCGCCUCUGACAGACGGAACUCCAGACCCGACAGGGCAGCGACUCGCACAAGGUCACGGGGAGGGUCGGCGGCAAGGCUCCCCGGCCGGGCUCCCGUCGUUAGACGGCACGGCCGCCCCCGCCCCCGACAGCCUCCCCAGGAGCGCGCCCGGCCUCCCGCUCCCCGCCGAGGGCGGCUCCGCCGGGCGGGCCCGGGGCAGGGAGCCCGCUGGGAAAGCGGCGGCCGGGCCGGGGCGGAGGACUGGGCCCCGCCGCGCAGGGACGCGCGGAGCACCGCCCAGGCCUCGGGGCGCCGCCGUGGGGGCCUUACCGAGGCACUGCCCCACCGGCGUGCUGAACGGGUUCCCCAGGAGGAACUCCAUCUUGGGCGGACGGCUCGGCAGCGGCCCACGCGCGUCAGCCGCCGGCUCUCCGCGUCCCCCGCGGCGCUCCCUGCCUGACUGACACUUGCCCCGGCCCCACCCUCAGGAAAGCCGGUGUCCGCCCCUGGCCCCGCCCCGCCGGCCUCUAUUGGGCGACGGCUGCCCUGUCCUCUUCCGAUUGGCCCCCACAGCUCCUUCCGCGAAGUCACGCCCAUCCCCGCGGCGUCCGAUUGGGCGGGGCGGUGACCUAGGUCACAGGAAUCUCCGUCACCCCCCCCCCCGGCCCGCCUCCCAACGCGAGUCUGUGUAUUUUGAUUCAUUUAUGUAUUGGUCAAUCCAGGGAGUCCUUAAUGUUAUUGGACAAGAGUCCAGUCAGUCACCCAAGAGGGGGGACAAGGGAUGGGCAAAGCUAGUAAGUUCCCUGCCCAUAGAAAGUGCUGAUUGGACAAGCAUUUGUUUUCUCUACGGCUAAUUGGUUCUGGGAGGCUUUCCCCGCCCAGAAAUAUGAUCACGUGGUCGUCAACUUUAACCCAGGAUGUCUACUCCCUGACUUCCCCCUAGCAAAAGAGUGCGGCGCUUGGUUCCCCUAGCAACCGGGCUCUGCGAGGAGGUGCCGGCUGCGUACAGUGCCGGCGACUCUGAGAGCCCGGGGCCGAGAGGCUGCGGGAGGACUUGACCUUUUCCCGGAGGAGCCCGCUGGCCGCCCCACCUGGAGGAGAGCGCGCAGGCCCCUGGCAUCUCCUCCCGGCCGCACGCCGAUCAGGGCCUUCAGGCCUUGUGGGGAGAGAAGCUGAGGAAGCCUUCCCUUCGGGCGCAUGCCCCAGAGAGACCUUUGAGGUCCCACCCCCGGCCUCCGGGCCAGAGAGAGGACAAUUCAGGAUCUGUUUCUCUGUGAGGAGGUGUAAGGUUCUCUGCUGCUUUCCCCGCCCACCACAACACUAUUGUCAGAGAGGAUGAACCGGCUGUGCAACAUGGAGCCCAGGGUGAUGGAUGAUGAGAUGCUCAAGCUGGCCAUUGGGGAGCAGGGCCCGCGAGACGAGGCUGGGCAGCUGGCCAAGCAGGAGGGCCUCCUCUUCAAGGACGUCCUGUCCCUGCAGCUGGACUUCCAGAACAUCCUCCGCAUCGACAGCCUCUGGCAGUUUGAGAACCUGCGGAAGCUGCAGCUGGACAACAACGUCAUCGAGAAGAUCGAGGGCCUGGAGAACCUCACACGCCUGGUCUGGCUGGACCUGUCCUUCAACAACAUUGAGUCCAUCGAGGGGCUGGACACGCUGGUGAACCUGGAGGACCUGAGCCUGUUCAACAACCGGAUCUCCAAGAUCGACUCGCUGGACGCGCUGGCCAAGCUGCAGGUGCUGUCGCUGGGCAACAACCAGAUCGGCAACAUGAUGAACGUCAUCUACCUGCGGCGGUUCAAGGACCUGCGGACGCUCAGCCUCUCGGGGAACCCGGUCGCCGAGGCCGAGGACUACAGGACGUGCGUCUGUGCCUACCUCCCCGACCUGGUGUACCUGGACUUCCGGCGCAUCGACGACCAAACGAAAGAGCUGGCGGAGAUGAAGCACCAGUACAGCGUCGACGAGCUGAAGCACCGGGAGAGCCUGAUGCAGGCCCGGCUGGAGGACGAGCGGGCCCGGCGGGAGGAGCUGGCGGAGCACGAGGCGGCCUUCGUGGAGCACCUGAACGGCCCCUUCCUGUUUGACAGCAUGUACGCCGAGGACGUGGAGGGUAGCCAGCUGUCCCACCUGCCCGGCGUGGGCGAGCUCUUGCAGACCUACAAGGACAAGUUCGUCAUCAUCUGCCUGAACAUCUUCGAGUACGGCCUGAAGCAGCAGGAGAAGCGGAAGGCAGAGCUCGACACCUUCAUGGGGUGUGUCCAGGAGGCCGUCCAGGAAAAGCAGGAGCAGGGCAAGCACAAGAUCGCCAAGUUCGAGGAGAAGCACUUGCUGAGUUUAAGCUCCAUCCGAGACGAGUCUGAACUGACCAACUUCGAGAUAAAGACGGCGGAGUACAGCGAGGACAUCACCGAGCUGGCCAACGUGCUCAUGACGCUGGAGAUGCAGCUGGUGGAGCAGCUGGAGGAGACUAUUAACAUGUUUGAAAGGAACAUCAUCGACUUGGUGGGACUCUUUGUCGAAAACGUCCAAAGCCUGAUGGCUCAGUGCCGGGACCUGGAGAACCACCACCACGAGAAGCUCCUGGAGAUCGCCAUCAGCACCCUGGAGAAGAUAGUCAAGGGCGAGCUGGACGAGGACCUGCCGGACGCCGUGCGCUCGCUCUUUGUCGACAAGGACACGAUCGUUAACGCGGUCGGGGCCUCACACGACAUCCACCUCCUGAAGAUCGACAAUCGGGAGGACGAGCUGGUGACCAAGGUCAACUCCUGGUGCGCACACCUGGUGGACAAGAUUCACAAGGACGAGAUCAUGAGGAACCGCAGGCGCGUGAAGGAGAUCAACCAGUACAUCGACCACGUGCAGAGCGAGCUGGACAGCCUGGAGUGCAGCGACCUCCUGGACUAGGGCUGCGGCCCAGCCCUCCCCCCGACCCCCGACCUUCACAGGCAGAGAGAAAUAAAGGACUUUGGUUACCUUUCUCCAA